Closterium sp. Naga37s-1 is the source of this 1791-nucleotide messenger RNA. Lineage: Eukaryota; Viridiplantae; Streptophyta; Zygnematophyceae; Desmidiales; Closteriaceae. The record is from the annotation of a GenBank genome assembly.
AUGCUGCCACCGGGGAGGAUUUACCUCCUGGUCUUGGCAAGUUGGCUCCCUCGUGAGUGUGGGAGGAGGUGUCUGGGCAGGGGUGGGAUAGUGGGCACGGGUGGGAUAGUGGGCACGGGUGGGAUAGUGGGCACGGGUGGGAUAGUGGGCACGGGUGGGAUAGUGGGCACGGGUGGGAUAGUGGGCACGGGUGGGAUAGUGGGCACGGGUGGGAUAGUGGGCACGGGUGGGAUAGUGGGCACGGGUGGGAUAGUGGGCACGGGUGGGAUAGUGGGCACGGUGGGCACGGGUGGGAUAGUGGGCACGGGUGGGAUAGUGGGCACGGGUGGGAUAGUGGGCACGGGUGGGAUAGUGGGCACGGGUGGGAUAGUGGGCACGGGUGGGAUAGUGGGCACGGGUGGGAUAGUGGGCACGGGUGGGAUAGUGGGCACGGGUGGGAUAGUGGGCACGGGUGGGAUAGUGGGCACGGGUGGGAUAGUGGGCACGGGUGGGAUAGUGGGCACGGGUGGGAUAGUGGGCACGGGUGGGAUAGUGGGCACGGUGGGCACGGGUGGGAUAGUGGGCACGGGUGGGAUAGUGGGCACGGGUGGGAUAGUGGGCACGGGUGGGAUAGGGUGGAUAGUGGGCACGGGUGGGAUAGUGGGCACGGGUGGGAUAGUGGGCACGGGUGGGAUAGUGGGCACGGGUGGGAUAGUGGGCACGGGUGGGAUAGUGGGCACGGGUGGGAUAGUGGGCACGGGUGGGAUAGUGGGCACGGGUGGGAUAGUGGGCACGGGUGGGAUAGUGGGCACGGGUGGGAUAGUGGGCACGGGUGGGAUAGUGGGCACGGGUGGGAUAGUGGGCACGGGUGGGAUAGUGGGCACGGGUGGGAUAGUGGGCACGGGUGGGAUAGUGGGCACGGGUGGGAUAGUGGGCACGGGUGGGAUAGUGGGCACGGGUGGGAUAGUGGGCACGGGUGGGAUAGUGGGCACGGGUGGGAUAGUGGGCACGGGUGGGAUAGUGGGCACGGGUGGGAUAGUGGGCACGGGUGGGAUAGUGGGCACGGGUGGGAUAGUGGGCACGGGUGGGAUAGUGGGCACGGGUGGGAUAGUGGGCACGGGUGGGAUAGUGGGCACGGGUGGGAUAGUGGGCACGGGUGGGAUAGUGGGCACGGGUGGGAUAGUGGGCACGGGUGGGAUAGUGGGCACGGGUGGGAUAGUGGGCACGGGUGGGAUAGUGGGCACGGGUGGGAUAGUGGGCACGGGUGGGAUAGUGGGCACGGGUGGGAUAGUGGGCACGGGUGGGAUAGUGGGCACGGGUGGGAUAGUGGGCACGGGUGGGAUAGUGGGCACGGGUGGGAUAGUGGGCACGGGUGGGAUAGUGGGCACGGGUGGGAUAGUGGGCACGGGUGGGAUAGUGGGCAGGGGUGGGAUAGUGGGCACGGGUGGGAUAGUGGGCACGGGUGGGAUAGUGGGCACGGGUGGGAUAGUGGGCACGGGUGGGAUAGUGGGCACGGGUGGGAUAGUGGGCACGGGUGGGAUAGUGGGCACGGGUGGGAUAGUGGGCACGGGUGGGAUAGUGGGCACGGGUGGCUGGGAGAUGAACCCGGGGGUGGCGUUCCUGCUGGACAUUGAUGGGAACCUGGUGGAGGCUGCACGGGGGAAGGCCUCCCUCCUGGGCUGGGGAAGCUGGCUCCCUCGUGAGUUCCAUGGCAUUGCUGUGGGAGGAUUGCCUGCUGGAGGUCAAAGGGAGAGGGGCGGGCAUGUAUGUCCCCAAGUGAGAGGAGGGGCGGGCAUGUGUGUCUCCAAGUGA